Molecule: messenger RNA, 884 nt
Organism: Camelina sativa (false flax)
Lineage: Eukaryota; Viridiplantae; Streptophyta; Magnoliopsida; Brassicales; Brassicaceae
Product: NADPH:quinone oxidoreductase
Cellular component (GO): cytosol
Molecular function (GO): FMN binding; oxidoreductase activity
Source: RefSeq, a predicted model, not a curated record
AAUAAGUUUAAUAGGUCCAAAGCCAAGAUUAAUGGAAUCUUUUUUUCUUUUUCUUUUGUGUAGAUACACGUUUCUUCACCUAAUCUCCCAUCAUUUUUCAUCGGUCAACACUUUCUCAAAUUCUAAUCGAAAAAAAUGGAAGCAGUAAGUGCGAUAAAGCCAUUGAUCAGAGUAGCUGCUCUGUCGGGUUCUCUCCGGAAAUACUCUUUCUCAACUGGUCUCCUCCGCGCCGCAAUCGAUCUGACAAGAGAAACGGUUCCGGGAAUAGAAAUUGAGUAUAUAGACAUAUCUUUGUUACCGUUGCUUAACACCGAUCUUGAAAUCGAUGGUACUUAUCCUCCGGUUAUUGAAUCCUUCCGACAGAAGAUUCUUGAAGCUGAUAGUAUCUUGUUUGCUUGUCCUGAGUACAACUACUCUGUCUCAGCUCCACUUAAGAACGCUCUUGACUGGGCUUCAAGAGCACCUAAUGUUUGGGCUAACAAACCCGCUGCCGUUAUAAGCACUGGUGGAGACUGUGGUGGAGGAAGAUCGCAAUACCAUCUUCGACAAAUCGGAGUAUUCCUUGAUCUUCAUUUCAUCAACAAACCUGAGUUUACUCUCAAUGCGUUUCAGCCGCCUCAGAAAUUCGACGAAGAAGGAAACCUGGUCGAUGAAGCGGCUAAGGAGAGGUUGAAACAAGUCCUUGUCUCGUUACAAGCAUUUACACUUCGACUUCAAGGCAAGUAAGUUGAGUGGGUCAAACAAUUUAUCAUGUGUGUGAGAUUUGGUCGUGUGACGAAUGAUAAUGCCAAUUGUUGUAAUAAUUUAACCGUGUGUUGAAGUUCUCGUAUAACACUUUCCAUUUCUCAUUAAUAAUUGUACUAUACGUAUAUGUUUCUGAGUUA